Molecule: messenger RNA, 1320 nt
Organism: Vitrella brassicaformis
Lineage: Eukaryota; Vitrellaceae
Source: the annotation of a GenBank genome assembly
UCAGGUCAUCCUGUCCCUCACCGCCCUCGUCAGCCCCAUGCUCUUCUUGGCCCACCCAGCCCCGCGCUGUUUGUCCUGCUGCUGGGCGGCAGCCGCGUUGUUGUCGCUCCUGGUUGGGAUGUGUGAGGGGGUGCUGGGUGUCUGUCGCUCUCCCUUGGUCAGCGUGUCUUGCAUCGACAUCAUGCACACGAAGGCCGCCGUACAGGUGAUGUCGUCUUCCUUCCCCCCCUUCCAGGCCCCCGCAUGCUGCAGCUCGAAUGGCGUCGUCUCGUCGGUCUUGCUCCUUCGAAAGGCCGCGUCCACAAUGCUGCGUGCGAUGCCGUUUGCUAGGCGGGGAGGGGCGGGGAACGGCAGCUCUGAAGCGAGCACCUAACCAACCUCAUUGGCUCAAUCAGCCUCGUCGAAUAUAACAUGUAAGCAGCGAUAAUGCAUUCGUCUGAAAGGCACGCGUUGCCCAACGUGGAAGGGGCGGAUGCCCACACCUUGAUAUUGACGGGUUUGACGAUCUCCUUCUCGAAGAGGUUGUCUGAAAGGCCGUCUGAGUAGGUGAGGAUGAGGUCGUUGGGCUGCACUGGGACACUCGCCACCUGCAGGCCCCGACUCUUUUCUAGCUCGGCUGGGUGGGGGUGGAGGGGGAAGUUGCCGUACUCGUCGGGCGGCCAUUUCUGCAGCUGAUUCGGGCAGUUGGGGCCCGUCUGCAUUGGUGUCGACGUGUAGAUGGGGUGGAAGCCGCAGAAUGUUGGGCCGCUGUUGCUGCUGCUGGUGUGUGUGGUAAGUCGGGCGCAGAAUGAGGACGCCCGAGUCGCCAAACAGGGCCGUGUCGGCGUAUGGAGCCCACUUAUUGACGAGAGGGACCCAAUUGAGCGACAGCGCCACGAUCGCCAGUGUAGUGGAGCCAGGCGGUCCAUCGUCUGCCGCCCACUCCCACGCAUCCAGAGCGAUGGCCUCGGCUCUGUUGCGGGCACCGCCAUAGUUGGUGGCUGGAGUAAGGGGCUGCUGGCAGGUCAUCAUGUCGCCGAUGGUUGCGAUGCAAUUCGCCAUGCGCUGGGCCGAGAUUCCGUACUUGAUGAAGCCCCCCACCCCAUCCAUUGUCCCAAUGGCUCCUCCUCCGGCGUUGACGAAAUGGGCGGCCUCCUUGUCGCUGGUUCGCUUCUCGUCCUGGGGCAUGGUGAAUGCUCCCCCACGAAGAAACGACCGCGACGUCCAGCUGCAGCUGGAUGUAGCACUGGCGGCCGACAGGUCACUAUCCGCUCGAUGGAGGGGCGGGAAGUACGUUGCAUUGGCGGCAGAUGAGAGCGGCGAGAAGUAUGGGAUGUCAAC